Molecule: messenger RNA, 3489 nt
Organism: Coffea arabica (coffee)
Lineage: Eukaryota; Viridiplantae; Streptophyta; Magnoliopsida; Gentianales; Rubiaceae
Source: RefSeq, a predicted model, not a curated record
CAGCCUGUUCAGUCUCCUUAUCAAAGACUCUCAAGUAAUGGUACGCGUAUACCUGAUCCAAACGCUUCUGGGAUUCUUGGUGCAGCUCCGUCAGACAACAGACACUUCAGUAAUGGGAGGCCUUUCAGAACGCAUCAGGCUGGCUUCCCCCAAGACAUGGUUUCUCGUCGGGUAUCAAGUAGGAUUUCAUGCAUGAUUGAGGAUCAAUGCAAAGUGGGCAGUUUUUUCCUAGCUGUUUGGCUUUUGGAUAUUUGCCGGAAACUGUCUGUCCGGGGGACCACAAAUUUUGCAGAUAGUUUUUUCCCGUGUUUUGAAAAUUUUGGACUGCUUUUUCAGAGGAAAAUUGUCCUCCUAAUCAGUGGCAAGGCAGAGAUAAUUUGAGGAUCCCUCAAGAUGUGUAGGACAGGACUUGGCCAAUCAAAUACAUGGAAUCUUUCUAGUUAUCUUUUCUUUUUGCUAAUUUUCUUUUCUUAUGAGUCCAGUGGCUCUAAUUUCAUUUUCAUUAGUACAUAGUGCAAUAGGCGAAAAAAGAUUCCCCAUGGUGAUUUGCUAUAAAACCAAUGGGAAUGACAUUUUGUAUGUAAAGUGUACAUUAUGCAAUUUUGAUUAUUCAAUAUGAAUUUCUAUUUUACCAGAGCAGCGUUUAGUAUUCUGUCAUUCUACCAUUGCUAUUGUCUAAUGCAUCUUUGUGUCAAGGCUGGAGCUACCACCUAAAUGUUGAGCAUUGUAUACUUGUAACCACGCCUAGUAGUAACCCACACUCCAUUCAUUGGUGUGUCAUUUUUUUCUCAAUCACUCGACGGUGUGCUGCCUGGGAUUCGGAUUGUCUUUACCCUCCGCUUUUUACUGUUAUUUAAAUCCCUGAAAUUCUAAAUAUUUGCGGCAACCAGGACAGCGUAGCCCAUUUCACCUUGGGUCUCUGGCUUUUUGAUUGUCAUGUUAUCUGAAAUUGUGCCUGGGAAUAUGCUACAGUGUGCUUAUGCAAGUUUAUGCUGGUGAGACCAUAUGUGAUGUGACUCCCAGGGCUUGGACAGGAAACUCCAAACUCGUACAAGGGUGGUGUAAAAAUCAUAUGGAGUAGUGUUUCUUAUUCUGCUUGAGCAUAUCUACAACCCUGAAAGGUGAAUUAAUGCUUCAUGCUGCUGUCACUAUAGCUUCUCAUUCAUCAAAUUCAGUAUUGCGUCCCUUCCAUUCCCUUUCUCGUUGUCUCACCACUUCAUCUAUUGGGCAAAAUAGCAAGACUGGAAUCAAUGCGGCUGAUAGUGGGCUUGUGGAUUUCUUUGAUCACCUUCUCCAGCAAUGCAUCAAUGGAGACCAUCUCAGACAACUCAAGCAAACCCACUCUCAGAUCAUUCACACUUCAACGUUUUUGUCGCCUUUCUUGGCUGCCAGACUUGUGUCUGUGUACUCAAAAUUUGGGCUUCUUAAGGAUGCACGCAAGGUGUUUGACACAAUUUCUAAGCUUGAUGAAAGUUUCAUUACGAGAAAUAUGCUUUUGUGGAACUCAAUAUUAAGGGCUAAUGUAGUGCAGGGGGAGUAUAACGAGGCGCUUCGGCUGUACUGUGAGAUGAGAAAAGUUGGGGUUUUGCCGGAUGGGUUUGGUUUUCCUUUAAUUGUAAAGGCUAGCGGUAGGGCCAUGGUGGGCGAAAGUAACUAUAAACUGUGUACAAGUGUUCAUUGCCACGUGGUCCAAUUGGGGUUCCGAGAUCACAUGCAUGUUGUCAAUGAGUUGUUGGGAAUGUAUGGAAAGAUUGGGCGAAUGGAUUUUGCGUGUAAAUUAUUUGAUAGAAUGCCUGUGAGAACUCAAAUUUCAUGGAAUGUUAUGGUGUCUGGUUUUGCAAAUAAUUCUGACUGUGAAAAUGCUUCUAAGAUGUUUGAUAGGAUGGAAUUAGAAGGGUGACCUAAUUGUGUGACUUGGACUUCUUUGUUAUCAAGUUUUUGUAAAUGUGGGCGUGGUGGGGAGACAUUAAGAUUGUAUAGAAUGAUGAGGGAGAAAGGCGUUGAGGUUACGGCUGAAGCGGUUGCAGUGGUUCUGUCAGUUUGUGCUGAUAUGAAUGCAUUUUGCAAGGCUGCAAACUUACAUGGAUAUGUUUUAAAGGGUGGGUUCUCCAACUAUUCAUUUGUGGUAAACUCGUUGAUAUGUGUGUAUGGAAAAAACUGUAAUGCGAAAGAGGCAGAGAGUUUAUUUUCAGGGUUGGAAUCAAAGAAUAUAGUCAGCUGGAAUGCUUUGAUAUCAUCCUAUGCUGAAUCAGGGUUAUGUGACGAGGCUUUUGCUCUGUUCUCACAGAUGGGAAAGUUACAUGAUGGUUAUGCAGAGUUAAAACCAAAUGUAAUAACUUGGAGUGCUGUUAUUGGUGGAUUUGCCGCAAAGGGAAGGUUUGAGGAGUCUUUGGAAAUCUUUCGGCAAAUGCAGAUUGCUGAAGUAGCAGGCAACCCUGUCACAAUUGCUAGUAUUUUGACUGCUUGUGCGGGGUUAUCGGCACAUUGUCUAGGGAAAGAAAUCCAUGCCCAUGUCACCAGAACUCUGCUAGACAAAAAAGUCUUGGUAGGAAAUGGAUUGAUCAAUAUGUAUAUGAAAUGCGCUUGCCCCGAGGAAGCUAAUUUAGUAUUUGAAGGAUUAGGUACUAGGGAUCUAUUCUCGUGGAAUACAAUGAUUGCUGGGUAUGGGAUGCUUGGACUUGGUGACACUGCUUUAAAGUUCUUUUAUAACAUGAUCAACAUAGGAUUUAAACCUGAUGAGGUUACAUUUGUUGCUGUUCUUUCUGCAUGUAGUCAUGCAGGUCUUGUUGCAGAGGGUCGCAAGCUUUUCGACCAGAUGGUUAGUUUUAGAAUUGAAUCUCAGAUGGAACACUAUGCUUGCAUGGUUGAUCUGCUUGGCCGUGCUGGCUUAGCUGAAGCAAUUGACUUUGUGAAAAACAUGCCAAUUGAACCGAAUGCAUGUGUUUGGGGAGCUCUAUUGAACUCUUGUAAAAUGUAUAAAAAUACAGAUGCUGCAGAAGAGACUGCUGCUCAAAUUUUUGGUCUUGAACCUGAGAUGACUGGCAGUUACAUGUUGAUAUCUAAUUUAUAUGCUGCACAGGGAAGAUGGGAGGACUCUGCUAAAGUAAGACACUCAGCAAAGACAGUGGGGCUGAAGAAAAGCCCUGGACGGAGUUGGAUUGAGGUGAAGAAGAAAGUGCAUGCAUUCUUAGCUGGAGAAGCUUUAGACUGGAUGGAGGAAAUAUAUAGGGUACUGGAUUGUUUAAGUCUUCAAAUGGAGAUGGAGAGUUAUGCAUUAUGGCAGAAGUCCACGUCUCAGUUAGCACUCGAAGAAGAAUGUGUGGCAUAUAUUUGAAGGGCGUAAUCCACAGCCAUUCCCUGUUCUCCACAAUUUCAUGUCUUCCUAAUUAACUCCCCAAGUUUUUCUUAAUACUCAAAAACUGCCCAUGCAAUAUGGAUUUGGUUAGAAGUAUCCAUAUCACAAUAAAUGGUUCUCUUGUUCAGCUAUAA